GUAACCUACGUCUUGAUCCAGCGAUCGCCCCGCUCCUAGUCUUUUAGUCAAGAAAGCCUUUGCCUCUUGCAGGCGGCUUGCCAGGUGCACCUCACACGCCAUUUUAUAUCCCAGAACAACCCAGUUCUCUGAAAUCCAGGUCCUCAUUGCUUGAAGAGCAGCUCUUCGAUCGCAGCGUAGUCCGUCUUGGUCAUCCUGGAGGGUGGGUGCGCAUAAUGAGCACGUUGGCGGACCCGAUUUCGGAAAGCAGCUGGCAAGGCUAUGUGUCAUCCACGCAAGAUGCACUGCUUCUGUUUGAAGCUGCCAAGCGCGGUCACAUUCCAAAGAUCAGAAGGCGGCUGCGCGAUAAUGAACGCAAAAGGUUGAUCAAGAGCGGGCAAAUUUUUCUAUUCGAAGAAAGGGAGAGCGGUAUCAAACGAUGGACUGAUGGCCUUUUGUGGAGCCCGAGCCGCAUCUUGCAGAACUUCUUGGUUUAUCGACAGAUUGACCGAAAGCCUGCAAGUAAUGCCUCUCCCAAAUCUGCCACUCCACCUGAGUACACUAAAUUUCCCAGCAUUCAGGAGCAAGAGGCCAUGGGCUUGGCAGGUGGUGCCCCUUUCAUGGUCCCUAAUCCACUUUAUCAACAGCAGCAGCAGCAGCCGAGGCACUUCGACCACCAACUCGCUGGACCGAGCGGGACGAAAGGCAGUACUGCGAUGGGCGAAGAUGCGCUCCUUACAGCUUCUGCGUCAUCAAGCAUGACCACGCGGGAUCGGUCCGGCAGCCUCGACUCGAAUUUGGAUCUCAUGUUGCCAGAGAGCCAAAGGCGGCCGGGCUCCAGGCGAGGGGCGCCAAGCAUGUCGAGGCGAAAUUCGGAUUUGCAUAGAAGUCUUGUGGGCAGUCUGACUAACAGCUACCCUUUCGUGGAGAAGGGGUUAUGCAAGAAGACUAUCUCUAUUGAAGUGGAAGGCGCGCACCACCAUCUCAUCUCGUACUAUUCACUUGACGACGUAUAUGCAGGCAAACUGAGGACUCCAGCGUCGAUGCCAGAAUUCCUUUCGCUUUCCAUCUCCCCCAUCUUUCUCGCCAAAUCCAACUUUCGAGUUCCGCCUCAUAUUGAGACCGGGCCUGAUGGGAUCCCGCGGUACAGAGGGGAAGUGGACGAGGUUCCGACAGCAGGCAGCAACCUACCAGCUGGGCUUGGCCUGGACGAGGCUAGCAUGCCAAAAGGCUCAAGUCGACGACCGAGUCGUACACGAGCAGCAUCUGCAGCGUCGGCUACAACUGCUAGCAGGCAUCGCACAGUCUCCGAAGCUCCACCUAUGCCGCACGAGAUUGGCGGAUCCAGCAUGUUGCCACUGACUGUAUCGACAGCAGCUACGUACAACAUGCACAGCAACCCGUAUGGGCGCUACGAACCGUACCCGUCUGGCUUGCCACAAGGCUUCAGUCACAGCCCAGCCGUCUUCCAGGAUCUGCAGUCCUUGCCAUUCUAUCCAACGCCAUCCGAUACGGCGUUGCUCGAACCCAACCCUCAUCAAGUGCCGACCGAGUUUGGGAAGGAAUCGAGGCCGGUAUCUGCGAUGUCUGCUGCAUCAAUACCCAGCCAGUCCAACUAUGAGCAGGCAUCGACUUUUCUUCCAUCCAGUGGAUCUAUGCCUCACAGCAAUUUGCUUUACAUGCAGCAUUCCGCUCAGCCUGGCAGUGCUCCUCGCAAGCCCGGGCUUCCGCAAUUGGAACAUUGGGCCGGAGCACGCCACGAUGCGCCAACAGCCGCUCUGCAAGGUUACGAAAAUCCAGAUGCUACACUGUAUGCUGAAAAUAUGGGCGGUAUCUCGGCGUCGGAUGUCUCGUCAAGCAUGGGUCCGUACGCGCGCUUUGCCGCCCCUGCCAUGGAGAUGCACGCAUCUGAUCCGACAAACGCAUAUUCUCAACAUCAUGACAGCCUUUAUGACCCGUCGAUGAUGAUGUCAUUGCCCACUUCAAUGCGAAUAUCGGCGGACACCAGGCCACAAUACGUGCUAGAGAAGGAGGCCGCGCAAGAGCCCCGUAGCAACAGCAGCAGCAACACGAUUUCUUUCCCACUUGAGAAAGUUGUCCUUCGUAACCCUUAUCAUCCUUGAAUGGGGCCACUGCUUGGGCUUUUGGGUUCUGGUUAAAGCAAUCAUUAUCACUCUCACCAUCAGAAUUGCAAUCAUGCGAACGCCCAUUCACUCACUCAUACACUCGCUGUGCAUUUGUCCGCAAUCAUCCACUCCACACUCUCAAACGUCUCAUACGCACUGUACACAGA
This is a messenger RNA of Tilletiaria anomala UBC 951, 2272 nucleotides long. RefSeq lists its product as uncharacterized. Bases 216 to 2102 code for a protein of 628 amino acids. The transcript has 4 exons. The record is from RefSeq and is a predicted model, not a curated record. Gene Ontology annotation, molecular function: DNA binding. Lineage: Eukaryota; Fungi; Basidiomycota; Exobasidiomycetes; Georgefischeriales; Tilletiariaceae.